AUGGUACAGACGAAGAAGUUCAGAGGUGUCAGGCAACGCCAUUGGGGUUCUUGGGUCGCUGAGAUUCGUCAUCCUCUCUUGAAACGGAGGAUAUGGCUGGGGACGUUCGAGACAGCGGAGGAGGCAGCAAGAGCCUAUGACGAGGCCGCCGUUUUAAUGAGUGGUCGCAACGCCAAGACCAACUUUCCCCUCAGCAGCAACAACACCACCACCGGAGACACAUCGGAGGGUAAAACUGACAUUUCAUCCUCGUCCUCCUCCUCCUCUUCUUCAUCACUCUCUUCCAUCCUCAGCGCCAAACUGAGGAAAUGCUGCAAGUCUCCUUCCCCUUCACUCACCUGCCUCCGUCUCGACACGGCGAGCUCCCACAUCGGCGUCUGGCAGAAACGCGCCGGUUCCAAGUCCGACUCCAGUUGGGUCAUGACGGUGGAGCUCGGACCCGCCGGCUCUUCCAAGGAGCCUACUAGUAAAGCUUCACAAGACGAUGUUGGUCAGGUCACUGAGGUUGGCGGCGGCGGAGAAGAAGGGUUAAUAGACGAGGAGGAGAAGGUUGCUUUGCAAAUGAUAGAGGAGCUUCUAAAUACAAACUAA
This is a messenger RNA of Microthlaspi erraticum, 591 nucleotides long. NCBI's taxonomy places the organism in Eukaryota, Viridiplantae, Streptophyta, Magnoliopsida, Brassicales, Brassicaceae. The record is from the annotation of a GenBank genome assembly.